AUUCCCCCAACCAAAGAAAAUAAUAGGACGACCAAAAAAAAAAAAAUCCUAAUAUUCUUUCAGUUUCACUCACCACCGACCACUCAACGCUCCUCCAAAAAAGAAGUUCCGAUGGCGAGCCUGUGGCGGGCCGCGACGGGCCAGGCGGAGCAGCCCAACAACUACGACGGCGUGGAGUAUUGGGCCAACCCGGAGCGCACCGGGUGGCUAACCAAGCAAGGCGAGUACAUCAAAACCUGGCGUCGCCGCUGGUUCGUGUUGAAGCAAGGCAAGCUGUUCUGGUUCAAAGACUCAACCGUUACCCGCGUCUCUAAGCCACGUGGCGUCAUCCCCGUGGCCACUUGCCUCACAGUCAAGGGCGCCGAAGACAUCCUCAACAGACAGUACGCUUUCGAACUCUCCACUCGAUCCGAUACCAUGUACUUCAUCGCCGAUUCUGAGAAGGAGAAGGAGGAUUGGAUCAACUCCAUCGGACGGUCCAUAGUGCAGCACUCUAGAUCAGUCACCGACUCCGAGAUCGUCGAUUACGAUAGCAAGCGAUGAUGAUGAUAAUUGGUGAGCUCGAUUUCUUUGUACUUUCAAUUUUCGGAUAUUUUGUUUGUAUAUCUAUGCGGAUCGUUUCGUUUGGUGGCUCUUUGUAAUUGUAAUUGUAAGAAUACUUUCUCUGUUUCUCUCUGUUUGGUAAUGAAUCAAUCAUCACUUCUCA
Quercus robur (English oak) is the source of this 706-nucleotide messenger RNA. RefSeq names its product pleckstrin homology domain-containing protein 1. The coding region runs from base 112 to 543 and encodes 143 amino acids. Lineage: Eukaryota; Viridiplantae; Streptophyta; Magnoliopsida; Fagales; Fagaceae. The record is from RefSeq and is a predicted model, not a curated record. The transcript has a single exon.